Messenger RNA from Sinocyclocheilus rhinocerous, 906 nucleotides. Its product is annotated as protein Wnt-4a-like. Gene Ontology annotation, biological process: cell fate commitment; neuron differentiation; multicellular organism development. Gene Ontology annotation, molecular function: frizzled binding; cytokine activity. The record is from RefSeq and is a predicted model, not a curated record. Gene Ontology annotation, cellular component: extracellular region. NCBI's taxonomy places the organism in Eukaryota, Metazoa, Chordata, Actinopteri, Cypriniformes, Cyprinidae. The coding region runs from base 379 to 906 and encodes 175 amino acids. The transcript has 4 exons.
CACGUUUAGAUGAAUUAACUGCACGCACAGGACCGGGACUGUCAUUUGGACUCAAUUUACUGGCGGCGCCGCGCGUGGUUCAUCUUUAUCUGAUGCUGCGUAAAAGUUGACCGUGGAAACCGCUGCACGCGCUCGGAAGAAGUCGCACCAGAGGAUACCGCUCUAUGUGAUAUUGCUGCCACUACAUAAACUAUAUUGAGCACUUGGGCUUGUUUAUACGAGGAGGCAAGUUACUGUUGAUCCGCACAGACCUGCUGACCAGAUGGAUGCGCAAUGAUGGAUUAAUCGCUUUUCGAUGCAACUUUUCAGCGCGGUGCCCUGAUAAACUUCUCCUGAGGAUUUUACACCAGCGACCUUUACCUGAAUUAUCCUCUCAAGAUGUCAUCGGAGUAUUUGAUAAGGUCGCUGCUUAUGCUCUUUCUUGCACUCUUCUCCGCCAAUGCGAGCAACUGGCUAUACCUGGCAAAGCUGUCAUCAGUGGGGAGCAUCUCGGAUGAAGAAACCUGUGAGAAGCUCAGAGGACUCAUCCAGAGGCAGGUUCAGAUCUGCAAGCGUAAUGUGGAGGUGAUGGAUGCGGUCCGCAGGGGCGCUCAGCUCGCCAUCGACGAGUGCCAGUUUCAGUUCCGCAACCGACGCUGGAACUGCUCGACGCUAGAGAGUGUUCCUGUGUUUGGCAAAGUGGUCACACAAGGUACACGGGAAGCUGCAUUUGUGUACGCUUUAUCUGCUGCUAGCGUAGCCUUUGCAGUGACCAGAGCCUGCAGCAGCGGGGAGCUGGACAAGUGUGGCUGCGACCGCAAUGUGCACGGUGUCAGUCCAGAAGUCCCUAAACUCACCUCAGAGGACAAGAGGAGUGGAUGUGUCUGCAGAGAAAGGCAUAAGUUCACCAAAGUUCUGGAAGAAUGA